Lotus japonicus is the source of this 1479-nucleotide messenger RNA. Its product is annotated as putative F-box protein At1g67390. The transcript is spliced from 4 exons. The record is from RefSeq and is a predicted model, not a curated record. Lineage: Eukaryota; Viridiplantae; Streptophyta; Magnoliopsida; Fabales; Fabaceae. Gene Ontology annotation, molecular function: protein binding. The coding region runs from base 1 to 1479 and encodes 492 amino acids.
AUGAAAAGCCUAGCAACAAGAAAGGAAGUGAAACAAAGUGAUAACAUGAUUAGCCAACUCCCAGAUGAGAUUUUGCACUGCAUCCUCUCUUCCCUUUCAUUCGACGAGGCUGUGAGAACCAGCAUCCUCACCAAGAGAUGGAUACCCUUGUGGAGGCACACCUCAGGCCUCGACUUUGAUGGGACUCGCAUGAUCAAGCCGUUAACCAUGCUCCACAAUCUAGACUACAACUGGUCCAUGCUAAGAGCCGCUCGGGAGUACGGUGAAAUCGUGAGGGAUACCGUGCUGAACCGUCACCUCAACGGUGACUUGACCAUGUGUUGCUUCAGGCACUUCCAUAAGAGCCUUGAACCUGGAGAAUUGGAAGCUUUGGUUCAGCUCGUGGUGAAGGUAUACAAAAACUUGUGCUCUCUUUCCUUAGAAUGUUGUUUUGACCCGAGAGCUUUGGUUCAACCUUUUGGAUAUAUGAAACUUAAUUUCACUCCUAGCAUCUUUUCGAAUCUGAGUUCGCUUGUGCUGAACAACUAUGUGAUGGAGAGGGCUACUACAUCUGCAUUUGAGGGUUGUGAGAAGUUGACGACCCUCAAAAUGAAGAAAAUGAUCAUGGAGGAGGGAGCUGUCAAUGAUGUUCUAGAAAAAUGCUCCAGUUUGGAGAGAUUUAGCUUAAUAGAGUCAACCGGGUUCAAAAAACUUAGGAUUUGUCAUGCUGGUCUCAAGUUCUUGGAACUCAGGUGGUUGAUCAUGAGUGAGAUAAAUGUUUCGGUUGAGGAUCUUCAGGAAUUGGUGCUCGAUUCUCUUGUUUGCCAAACAAAGGGUCUAAAAAUUGAUGUCGUGAACGUCAUAACAUUUCGUUCCUACUGCAGCUCAAUUUCAAAGUGCUUAGAGGAAAGCUUUUUAAAAACCCAGGACAUUCUUGAAAACUGCAGUGAUCUUUUUGUAUCUCGAGCGAACAAUAUUUUUCGAAAUCUAUUAUGUAUGUCAAUUGAUUUAGAUUUGAACAGCAAAAGAGAAGCUUUAGCACUUUCAUUCGUACUCAAAUCGUGCACCAAACUCCAAUCUCUUGAAAUUACUAUACCGGUAGUGAAGGAUUCAUCUUCGACUGGUAAUUAUGAUGAUGGUGCUUUACCAUUUCCCAAGUCAAUUUUCUGGGAGAAACGACCAAUAAUGUAUAACAAUCAUGAUCACAAGUUAAAAUAUGUUACUGUAAGGGGGUUUACAGGCAAAGAACUAGAAGUGAAUUUUCUUGAGCAUUUGAUUACUAGAGGCACCAUGAUGGAAAAGAUUACUAUAAUAUACAAUUCCUUAGUAGUGGGAAAGGCAACUUAUUUACAGUCACUGCGAAGAGCAUCAAUUUAUCUCUCCAUCAUAUUGAAGUCGCAGAGUAAGAAUGCUUUAAUUGAUGUUGCUCAAGUAGUCCAGGACAAGCUAUCAGGAGCCACACCUUUUGGGGAGGCGUUUGACCUUCACCACAUUGGUUAG